UAACUUAUUUCUUGUCUCUGAUGUGUAGUGUUUAUCUGGUAGUGACUGUUUACACGUCAAAAUCAGCUGUGCGUCAAAUGAUUCCAGAUACCAAACCACAAACGUCACUCAAACUAGACAAUACCCAAUUUUAAAGAACUUAUAUUUAAAAAAAAACACUAAAUAUCUGGAUGUACUAACACUAAGUAUUCAGUGCAAUACUCAAAACUUGAAGUUAUGACCAGUUAGUUCGAAGUGGAGAACAAAAUCAAGGAUGAAUUUGGAACAGAAUCGCUUGGAAACGUUCAACGACUGGCCUGCAGAUGCCCCAGUGAGCUCCGAACGCAUAGCCAGAGCAGGCUUUUUCUACACAAAACGCGAUUACCAAGUCGAGUGCUUCGCAUGCGGAAUGAAUCUAUCUGAAUGGAAUUAUGGGGACCAAGUGAUGGCUCGACACAGAGCCCUCAAUCCGCAGUGUCCAUUUGUGUUAAGCUCUACCUCAUCAGGAAAUGUUCCAGCAGUGGACCAACUGCGAACCGUACCAUCGACCUCCUCUCUAGACUAUAGAAAUGAAGAAGUUCGACUGUCUUCCUUUGUCAACUGGCCGAAGCCCGAUAUUGUCACCCCAGAGGAUCUGGCAAGGGCCGGAUUCUAUUCUCUAAGAACUAGUGAUAACACGAAAUGUGCAUUUUGUCACGGAGUGGUUCGAGCCUGGGAACCAAACGAUAUUCCUGAUGUUGAACACAAACGCCACUUUCCAAUGUGCCCCUUUGUUACAUCGAUAAUCAAUCCAAGGCUGGAAAGUAGCCGGACUCCAGGACACAGGCCUGAACAGGAGGCGACCUUUAAAAACGUGAAUCUGAUAGGGGACACAGUCACAGGAAGUUUAAAUGAAUUGGGAGUGCAAAAGCAUAAUGGGCCCAAACGGGCCGACUUUGGCACGAUAGAGUCCAGACUCCGGUCGUUUGCGUCUUGGUCGCCCCACUUGAUACAAACUCCGGAUGUGCUAGCACAGGCUGGAUUUUAUUAUGAAGGUUUGGGCGAUCAAGUACGCUGUUUCCAUUGUGACGGUGGGCUCAGAAAUUGGGAUCCAGAUGACGAUCCUUGGACGGAACACGCCCGAUGGUUCCCCAGGUGUUCGUUUGUGAAUUUGGUCAAAGGACAGGAAUUUGUAACGGCCUGCCAAAUCGACACUGGCUUAUCACCCAGCACGACGCAAUGCGACAAAGUCAGACCAGUGCCAAAAAAACGGCAGGUAACGGAAGAGGAACUUCAAAUGCAUUUGGGUGGAGCAGUAGCUUCCGCUGCUCUUGGAAUAGGCAUGGAUAUGCAAAGGGUGAAACUAGCCCUAAAGCAACGAUUAGAAUUAACUGGGCGAGGCUAUUCGCAACCAGACGCUUUGGUCGAAGCCGCUUUAAAUCUGCAACUGGACGAAGAUGACGGAUUCGAUUCGAAUUCGUCUGGCAAUAAUCAAUUGGGUACGAUCAUUGGCGCUGCGCUGAAUGAUAUUAACAAGGCGUCCGAAUCGAAUGGUCAGAAUCAGCUAACCGCGCAAGACACGGCACCGUGCCAACCUCAUCACUCAGAUACCAAUGGCGAGCGAACCGCUAGGCAAUCUGACCUGCCCUGCGAUUUCAAGCUGAAAAAAUCCAUCUCUUUGGAGGAGGAAAAUCGCAUUUUGAAAGAGGCGAGACAAUGCAAGAUUUGCAUGGACGCCGAAGUCGGCAUUGUCUUCUUGCCCUGUGGACAUUUGACUACUUGUGUGAAUUGUGCCCCCAACUUGGAGGAUUGUCCCAUGUGCCGGUCAGCGAUCAAAGCGACCGUGCGCACAUUUCUAUCGUAAUCAUCGUUUGACGAAAUAUAGUUUAUUUAUUGUUUACGAUUGACGUCGUCAUUUUCUCCUGUUCAGUCAAUACAAAUCGACUUUAGUUUACGCCUCCUACUUGGUUUAUUGAAUAUUCAUUAUUGAAUUAACCUUUGCUAGUUCUAAAUAUAUUUCUGGAAUAAAAGCUGUGAUUUAAAACUA
Dendroctonus ponderosae (mountain pine beetle) is the source of this 2005-nucleotide messenger RNA. It is a transcript of the gene Diap2, whose product is annotated as baculoviral IAP repeat-containing protein 7-B. Bases 254 to 1822 code for a protein of 522 amino acids. The record is from RefSeq and is a predicted model, not a curated record. Gene Ontology annotation, biological process: positive regulation of protein ubiquitination; negative regulation of apoptotic process; regulation of cell cycle. Gene Ontology annotation, cellular component: nucleus; spindle microtubule; cytoplasm. Lineage: Eukaryota; Metazoa; Arthropoda; Insecta; Coleoptera; Curculionidae. Gene Ontology annotation, molecular function: cysteine-type endopeptidase inhibitor activity involved in apoptotic process; ubiquitin protein ligase activity. The transcript has 3 exons.